Molecule: messenger RNA, 4755 nt
Organism: Trichomycterus rosablanca
Lineage: Eukaryota; Metazoa; Chordata; Actinopteri; Siluriformes; Trichomycteridae
Gene: zbtb10
Product: zinc finger and BTB domain containing 10
Exons: 4
Coding region: 189-2207 (672 amino acids)
Biological process (GO): regulation of transcription by RNA polymerase II
Molecular function (GO): DNA-binding transcription factor activity, RNA polymerase II-specific; RNA polymerase II cis-regulatory region sequence-specific DNA binding; protein binding
Source: RefSeq, a predicted model, not a curated record
CUGAAAUUCAUUAUGCCUUUAAAACCCCGUUUUAUUUCCGCAUAACCUACAUACUCUCGCCAGGAGGCCAAAGCGAAGAAAAAAAGAGCAAUUCGAUGCGGGGUUCUUCAUUCUAAUUCCAAACCACGGACUUUUAAUCGCUAGAAUAAUUUGUUUAGAAAACUAGAUAGUAAUUUAUUAAGAAGAAAAUGUCCGGAGAGCGAAACCGCAGGUCGCUGGCUUUCCGAGGAGGCGGAUUAGUCGCGACCGGCUCGAGCGGCGGCCGAAGCACUACCGCGGACAGCUGGGAGGCCCAGGCCUGGACUGACCGACACUUAAACGGGACCAAACCGGACCUGGACGAGGACAAGAACCUGGGGGCGAAAAACGGACCAUCUCCAGGGCGAGUAGAGGGCGGAGGGUCGGUCAGCGACAGCACAGAACCCGAAGCAGAAGAGGACGAAGACCCGGAAGGGAGCAAGUGGCAGACCGGGAGAAACUCUGACAGAAGUCCGUGGACUCCCACCAAGAACAGCGAGCGCUGGAGCUCCGGGAACGGGCUGAACGGAGAGGACGGAACCACCGGAUCAGAGGACAGAAAAGCGUGGGUCGAAAUGAGACCGCAGACGCUGCUUCAGAAACACUCGCUGUUCCAAGCCUCCUGGCUCCAGGAGUUUUCCUGGCUUAAAUUUUGCCAAGAAACGGGACUCAUGUCCUGUUCGUGGUGUCACAACAUUACCGGCUGCAACAACAACACCGACGAGCUGGUGAAAGGCAGUCGGAAUUAUAAACGCGCCCUGCUGCUCAGACAUCACCUGUCCUCCGAGCACGGCCGCAACGACCCGACCAAACAGGAGACAGAGAGACUAGAUGACACUGAGGGCUUUGAGUUUGACUACAGAAGCAAGCCAAAUGAAAACUCGUACUGCUACCAGCUGCUCCAGGAACUGGACAAGCAGCGCAAGAGUGGCAUCCUGUGCGACGUCAGCAUUGUUGUUUGCGGACAGGUGUUCCAGGCGCACAAGAACAUCCUGGUGGCGGGAAGCCGUUAUUUCAAGACCCUUUACUGCCUGACCAAAAGCGAGAACUUUGACCAAACCACAGUGACCCACCUAGACGUUGCAGCUGUGCAAGGCUUCUCUGUCAUCCUGGACUUCCUGUACUCUGGAAACCUGCUGCUCACCAGCCAGAAUGCCAUCGAGGUGAUGUCUGUGGCCAGCUACCUGCAGAUGAGCGAGGUGGUACAGUCUUGCCGUGCCUUCAUCAAAGAUGCCCUGAACAUCAGCAUCAAGCAGGAAGCACCAGACUCCGUGCUGGUGGACUACAACAAGCGUCGUGCUGUGCCCCAGGAUGAGAAGAAGCCAGGCAAUUUCUGGGCCACCAGCAUUCUGUCCAAGCUGUCCAUCAAGGCCAGCGGGCAGGUGAAGGAGGAACCAGGUGAUGCUGCUGUGCCUGUACUGGGCACCUCUGCCUGGGGAGGAGAGAGCUCGGUUGAGUCAGGGGAGAGGGAGGCGCAAGGACCAGGGCCUGUGUUCGUCUGGAAUGAGCCACCUCCAGGUGCGGGAGCUGCCAUGAAGACAGAGGAUCGACCAGAACCCGGCAGCGGCAGGCGGAAAAAGCAGAUAGCCAGACGCUUCGUGUACAACAUCCCACCUGAGCCGGAGGAGGGCUUUGAUGAGGGCAUGUUUAUCCAGCCAUCUGCAUCUUACACCAGAGAAGACUACACUUACCUCUCAGAGAACACAGGCGAACCGGUUGACACUGCUCUGAAUAAGCUCAAAUGUCCUCACUGUAACUACAUAGCCAAGCACCGCCGAACACUAAAGCGCCAUCUGAUCAUCCACUCGGGUGUGCGCUCUUUCAGCUGCGACAUCUGCGGCAAGCUCUUCACCCGCCGAGAGCACGUCAAGAGACAUUCCCUGGUGCACAAGAAGGAUAAGAAGUAUAAGUGCAUGGUGUGUAAGAAGAUAUUCAUGUUGGCGGCAAGCGUGGGGAUCCGUCACGGAUCGCGGCGCUACGGGGUGUGCGUGGACUGCGCCGACUCGCACCAGGCUACUCAGGAGGGGAUGGAGGCCAUGCAAGAGCUGGAGUACAGCCGCGACGAAGAUUUCGAGGAGAACGCUGAGGUAGAUGAGGAGAUGGGUGAGGAGGGGGACAUGGAAGAGCCCCACGACAAUGACCAAUCCAACUACGAGGGUGACACGGGUGCCACUCCUGAAGAGGACUAACCUCAAUGCAACUUAAAAAAAAAAAAAAAAAAUUACAAAGAUAAAAAUAGCUGGGAAACAAUCAAUAACUCCAAAGUGCUAUCAAACCUCAUGGUUGCACAGUAGUGUGUAUGUCAGAGAAUAAAAGCUUUGGUAGUUAGGGACUCCAAGAUGUAAAGAUUGUGUGACUGAGAGUCUAGGCCUGCUGCCUGUUAGAGAAAGAGAUAAUGAUGUAUGAAAAUCAGGUUUUUCAGUGAUGUAUUUUUUUCUGCUUUACUAGGGUCUGAUGGUGUACAGUGUUUUACGUUACGAUAGGCCAAUCAUGUUAAAGAUAUUAAUUAUUUAAUUUAUGAACAGAAGUUAAUAUGGUCUUAUUAUAAUGUUUUAAUUUGUUUGUUUUUUCAUGUUUAGUGAGAGAAGUUCCAUUUAAGGCUGCGCUUCCUGGCCAAGUCUGAGCAUCCAUGGUUUUCAUAACCGCUCUGACUUUAAAGCCAGAUCAUUUGAUACGUUGCCUACAGGAAGAUUUGAUUUCCUCUCAAGUUGUGUAGAUAUAUUUAGUUGUCGUAAAGUCUAUGAGCUAUUUCCUUUCCUUUUUUUCUGCACAAGUCUUGGAACCAAAAAAUCUGUUUUGUGACUAAUUGACCACAGCCAUAUUUAUGAAUAAGUUAUAUUGGGGGCUGUGCUAUUGUGCCAAACAGAACGCACACCAAGAUUUGGCAGGACACAAACUACUGAAAAUGCUGUUGAAAGUGAGUUAAAUGUUAAAACAGAGAAAAACGUAUAUAAAAAGAGUGCAUAUAAGGGGAAUAUAUUAUUGCUAGCUUUAUAUGAAUCACAGCGUCACCGUAACACUUUAUAAAGCAUUUUGACAUUCACUUAAAGCUUGAAAUUUGCCAAAUGACGGAAACGUUUGGUGCUGUUAUGCUUGUUUUUUGAAAUACUGGACCUAAAAGCUGUAUAUGAUAUUAAUCGUAAAAGCCUACUCAACUCAGAUAUUCUAAUUAGCUCUGUAUGUAACACUGUUGUGCUAAAGAGCCGAUCAGGUAUGCUUUGCCAUUGUUUAUUUAAUGCACACAUGCACACACACACACACACACACACAUACAUACCAUUUUAUUUUAUGUUUUCUUUUCUAUUUUAUUUAAUUUAAUUGACCGGCAGUACACAUUAAGAUGACCCAAAGUUUUGGACCUUUUAUAAUUGGUGUGAGGUACUGAGCAUACUGAUAAUCACUUGAAUGGUGUGUGUGUGUGUGUGUGUGUGUGUGUGUGUGUGUGUGUGUGUGUGUGUGUGUGUGUGUGUGUGUGUGUGUGUGUGUGUGGAAAGUUAUCGUGAAGAAUGCUGAUUGGUUGGGAUGUAUGAAGUCUGUUUUGUGCAAAAACAUACUAUUUACAAUUGUUUUAUUUGACUAGAUGUUAUUAUUUCUGCCGAUUAAGAAACACUUUGGUCAUGGUAAUGUAAAGUGAAGCUUGAUGGAGAGCCAUAGUCACGCACUUACUGCUUUACAUUCGUUUUUGUUUUUUCUCUUAUUUCCCCAAAGCCGGUCUGGAUGGAAAUAAAAGAAAACUGUUAAGUCCAUGUGCAACUUUAAAAAUUUCUUUUUUCCUUUUUUACAUUUCAUUAUUUAAUAUUAUAUAUAUAUAUAUAUAUUGAUUCCAAAAUGCAAUCAAGACUGUUAAUUUCUAUGUGUCUUACCAAAAUUGUUUGAUUAAUGCUGAAUUAAUGUGUGAGAAGCCAGGUAACCUGUUUAAUGUAAAUCUUCGCUUGUGUGUUUGUAAUUGUCAGACUUAAAUAUUUUUAAUUUUAAAAUCAUUCACUUUACCUUAGAUGCAUUUAUUGUUUUGUGUUUCCUUUCCACACUGUUCUUUUUUUAUUUCAGAGCAGAUUUUCUAAGAAAUAAUGUUUGUGGUCUAAAAGCUAGAAACAACAGUUUCUGAUCAUAUGCAGUGGACGUAUUGAAGUGCUAUAAUAAUACAGAGUUUGUCUAUCUUUUCCUUUACUCCAGAUGAAAGUGUAUUUUAAAAGCUCUAUAGAAAAUAAUCAUCCUAUUUGUAUUAUUCACCUUCAAUCACUGUGGGAGGGAUAGUAUAUAUAUGAAAGUAUAUAAAAUAUUGACAUACACAUAUAUAUAUAUAUAUAUAUAUAUAUAUCUAAAUAGAUAUUUAAGUUGUUGAUUUCGAUAAUGGAACUUGGGCCUGGCUUUACCUGUCCUUUCCAGCUUUUCUUCCUGUUCAUCUGUGUGCUUGUUCACCCACACAUUGUAACUUCUUUCUCAUUUUGUCUGUAUCUGAUGAUUUUAGACUUACAUAUUAUGCUAUAUUUGGGCAUAAUCAACAAAAAGCAAAACACUACAGAUGAAGGUUUUUUCCAGCUGUAUUUUUUAAAAACCGUUUCAAAGAUGUAUUUUUCAACUCUUACCGUGGAUGCAAACUGGGCCUUCGGCUCACCUCGUACACAAAGCAAAUCAGGUUACUCUUUUUAUGUUUUUCAAGAGAAAUGCUUUCUUCUUUCUGUUUAAAUUGUUCUACUGUUCAUCUGUAAUACAUUUUAAAAUAAAACUUUGAUAUUG